Engraulis encrasicolus (European anchovy) is the source of this 3382-nucleotide messenger RNA. It is a transcript of the gene tefa, whose product is annotated as TEF transcription factor, PAR bZIP family member a. Gene Ontology annotation, cellular component: nucleus. The record is from RefSeq and is a predicted model, not a curated record. NCBI's taxonomy places the organism in Eukaryota, Metazoa, Chordata, Actinopteri, Clupeiformes, Engraulidae. Gene Ontology annotation, biological process: regulation of transcription by RNA polymerase II. The coding region runs from base 147 to 1064 and encodes 305 amino acids. The transcript has 5 exons. Gene Ontology annotation, molecular function: DNA-binding transcription factor activity, RNA polymerase II-specific; RNA polymerase II cis-regulatory region sequence-specific DNA binding.
AAUUUGUUUAGGAGCGGAGAAUUGGGUCGUGGGGGUUGGGAGAAGCACCAGUGUUGAAGUAGGCUACCUUCGUUUACUGAGUCGUACGAGAGCUAAAUAGUCGACAGUCGUUUAAACUUGUAAUACGGCACAUUCAAGGACACGCAAUGGAUGUAGAACCCAUAACGAUCACACUGGAGUCUGAAACCAGCUCGACCUUUCCGUUGGCAUUAAGGAAAAUACUGGCAAUACCACCCCCGGCUCUGUUCGAUGGAGAAGACGAAAAUGACAAGGAAAAACUGUGCAGCGGAGACAGCCUGGAUGGCAUUGGCUCAGUGGGCGCCAUGGGACCCUCGGCCGCCCUGACCCCUGCCAUCUGGGACAAGACCAUCCCCUACGACGGGGAGACCUUCCACCUGGAGUACAUGGACCUGGAGGAAUUCCUGAUGGAGAAUGGCAUCGCCGCGGGCGCAGAGGGGGCGGAAGCCAAGAAGAGCCCCAGAAAAGAAGGGGCCGAGGUUACUGUGGCCACCACACCUGAGACGCCAUCGACCACCGCCUCCGCCGCCCCUGUACAGCUGCUACCCAUUCUGGAACUGGAUCAGUGUGAAGAGGAGGUGGUGUCUGGCGCAGCCGAGACAGAUGAGGGCCGUUUGUCCCCUGAACCUGAGAACCCAGAGGAGAUUGAGGUGAACGUGAACUUUGAACCGGACCCGACAGACCUGGUGCUCUCCAGCGUACCAGGUGGCGAGCUCUUCAACCCCCGCAAGCACAAAUUCAGCGAUGAGGACCUCAAACCACAGCCCAUGAUCAAGAAGGCCAAGAAAGUAUUUGUCCCCGACGAGCAGAAAGACGAUAAGUACUGGGAGAGGCGGAAGAAGAACAACGUUGCGGCUAAACGCUCGCGUGACGCGCGCCGUCUCAAGGAGAACCAGAUCACAGUGCGGGCGGCAUUCCUCGAGCGUGAGAACACGGCACUGAGACAGGAGGUGGCUGAACUGCGCAAGGAAAAUGGCCGCUUCAAAAGCGUGGUGACGCGCUACGAGGUCAAAUACGGGGCCCUUGCAUCGGCAGAAGAUUUGUAGGUCAUUCAUAGUAUGUGUGUGUGUGUGCGUGCGUGUGUCCACUGGAUGGAUUCGGGCAGACGUGGGACAAAGCACCUUAGUGAACAGUAGUCUGUAGAAUGCAUGGGGUGUAGAUUUGCUAGUACUGUCAAAAGGUGAAGAGGAUGAGGACAACACGACUGUGGGUGAGCGAGCGAGGUGCUGACGAUGUGAGCCAUAUCAAUGCAAGGUUGUCAUGGUGUUUUAGAGAGAUGGAUUUUUAAUGGUUAUUUUUACUGUUUUACUUUAUUAUUUUUAUUUUCUUGUUCUUCCUUUUUAUGUGUAGAAGACAUGGAUUAGAUUUCAUUUUAUUUUUCAUGUAUGUACAGCAUUGGGGGUUGAACCAAUUUUUCCUUUCCUUUUUUUAAUGGAGAAAAGCUGAUUCAGAUGACGAUGUGCACGUGACUCAGGGUAAUAGAGCAGGAUUUCAGUGUUGAAGUUAAACUACGUUCUCCUGUCUUUCAUUGUGGCUUUAUGCCUCUUGCCUCUGUGUUGGCCCGGCACCGUCAGCCUAGGCUCUUCCCCAUUCAAUAUUCUAAUUGCAAAUGAGAAUACAUUUCUGAUUUUGCUUUUGCAAGAUAUUGAAUAAAAGUUCUAUUAUCAUCAAGGACAUUGAGCCUCGCAUCACAAGGGCACGAGCAACAGGGAUAGACAGGAGGAACUAAUUUGACAUGCACACAUAGUAAUGAGCGCAAAGAUCCUGUUUAAUGUGCCACUGCACAGCUUGCCACAAAGUAGAUCCAACAGUUCCAUCAAAAAAUAAAUCUUUCUUCUCCAUAUCACAUUAGUGCAUUUAACAGCCACUGUUUGAAAUAUCACUCUCAGACACAAUGUGAAUCAGCGUAGACAUUGAUCAAAUAUUGGGAUACCUCCUCAACAUGUGUAAUUAAUUCAUUAAGAAUUGUCAUUCAGUUGUUUUUGCUUCCGUUAGGCUUGAUGUGCAUGUUCAUGGCAUAUACGCUUGCAGUGGAGUGUCAAAUACAAUCUUAUACUUUUGUUUCUUCAAGCUAAAAUUUCAAUGUGAUGUUUUAUUGUAAAGAAAAAAACACUUUUUGUUAAGAUUGUUAGAAAACUGCUUGUCUUGGACUCUGUUUAAGUGCAUGUAUACUGCCCUCACAAUGUCUUCUAUCUCCAAAUAGUUCAAACAGUAGGCGUAUCUCACUGCCUUAUCAUGGUAACGGUUCACAGAAACAAAAAAACAGAAAAGUUUUAGAACUGAAAUGGCACCACUUCCUCUGCUUUGUCUUCAAUCGUUUUUUGAAAAUGUGUACCUUUUCUCUUGCUGCAUAGAACCACAGGUGGUGGUGUUUUUGCUACAUAGUCUGGGACAGGCUCAAGGUCAGUCACAUGAUCAUAGGACAUAGGAGCUGUACACGUGAGACCGCCGCUACUACUUCAGUCAGAGUUCCACAGCGUGCACGCACAUACACACACACACACCCAAGUGGCUUCAACUGAAAUAGAACAGGUUGGCACUUGGGAUUUCUACUGGGUCACAUGCCAACCCAACAGUUACAGACUGUUUUCCUCACAGACGUGUUAGGAAGUCUUUUCCGAUACUUUUCUGCAGUAAUGUACAUAGCCGUACUCUCCUUGGACAAAAAAAUGAUCUCCAGAACCCACAAGUGUCUUACAAUGACUCGACAUAAGUCAUGUGUGCCUGUUCAUACCGGGCAUCAAAUGUGACCAAUGUUAGAAACCAGUCAACACAUUUUAUGACAGGGCCCUCAUGUGUCAAGUCAAGAUGUCUAUUGCCAUUGUGUGUACAUAAUGUGCUUCACUAGAAAGCUAGAUUGUAAUCAAUAUCAAUUCAAGUCAAUAUGUAAUACUCAUCACCGUCUUAAGUCAAGAUGUUUGUUUCUCUGACAUACGUACAUGGUGUCAAUGUAACUUCACUAAAGGGAAUAAUUCAGACAAUUGAGCCGAAAAUAUGUUAAGCUAAAGGUUAAAUGUGCAUUUGCCUAGUUGAUGUAAAUUUCAUCCACAUUUCUUUGUCAGGAUUGUGUCUCACCUGUAUGCUAUCACUGCCCCCUGGUAAUUUUCCACUAAAAUCGUUUUUGUCAAUUGUUAAAUCAAUUUUCCCUUAAAUUGGUCUUCCAGCAAUUUGCAUUCAGAACAAUAUCUGGCUCUUAAUCGGCUGAGCUUCCUGGCUUGAAAUUUUGCCAUUUUUUGUAUGUUUUUUUUUUAGCAGCAGGGUACAUUUUCCUAUUUUUUUCCUAUUCCUGUUUGUAUAAAGCGAAUUGUCAGCUUUUUCUUGUAAUAUGUUGUAUAUAUUGAGUAAAACCAAACACUGGUGAUAA